CGGUCCGGCAGCGGCAGCACUCGCAGGAACGGACGCGCAGGACUCCGGGGCCGAGUCGAUCGCCCCUACCAGCUCCGCCGCGCGGGAACUUCCGGGGUCACCUCCCACUUCCGGCGAGCGGCAACUCUCGCGAGAGCACGGCGCUGGUCGCGCGGGCGGGGCGUUGCCGUGGCGACCCGCGCCGCUUGGCCACGGGACCCUCUGUGUGUCACUCGGGCUGCGGGCCCGCGGAGGUGCCGAGUGCCGAGCUGCGCCGGCGGGGGCGGUGGGCUCACCUAUGGGACUUUCCAAAAGCAAACACAAAUCUAGGAAAGGUGAGGAGAAAAAGAAGGGGCGCAGGUCUUCCCCUGCAAAGACUAAGGAAAGGUCGAUGGACAGGCGUCCUCGAGAGACCGAGAGGCCUCCAGACACCAAGGCUGCAGAGAGCUUCCAAGGGAAGAAGGGGGCAGCCAAGCGACAGUGGCCUCCUUCAUCUGAAGUCGAAGAGAAACCUGAUGUAAAGGUAAAGGCGAGCAAGAAGAAAGCUGCCAUUCCACAGAUCAUCAUCACUAGAGCCUCAAAAGAGACUCUAGCCAGCUACAGUUCCAUCGGAAGUGAAGAGCAGAGAAUCAUUAAGGAGCAGGUGGAAUGGGGCCCCUACUCCCGACACAGAAACCCCAGUACAGUAGACGCCUAUGGUUUACGAGAAUAAACAAGCACCCCGA
Molecule: messenger RNA, 704 nt
Organism: Zalophus californianus (California sea lion)
Lineage: Eukaryota; Metazoa; Chordata; Mammalia; Carnivora; Otariidae
Gene: SPATA33
Product: spermatogenesis associated 33
Exons: 3
Coding region: 278-691 (137 amino acids)
Cellular component (GO): cytoplasm; nucleus
Source: RefSeq, a predicted model, not a curated record